GUUCUAUACGAAUCCAUGGCACCAUGAUUUUACCUUUAGCUACUACUUCGAAAUUGCAUUGUGCACAGAAUAAAGCCUGAAAGUGGCAUUGACGAAGGGUUUUUGAAUAUUUGUAGAUUUAUAAAUUUACUCAACAUUGAAAUACCUAAAAUUCGUUUUUUUUGAACGAAAUCACUUUGAUAUUCAUUUAGUUUGAGUUGUUGAAAGGUUUGGUAAACAUUCAUUCCUACCAACAAAAACGACCGAAUUGGUUUCUUCAUUUCAGUUCUUUGACAAAGAUAAAUUUGUUUGUUUGAGUAAUUCCUAAUUACAGAAAGUUGGAUUCAUCCCUUUUCACUGGGUACAUCGAAUCUGUUCCUCUUUUGUUAGCUAGUAUUUGUCUUUUCGUAUACUCUUGAUCUGUCUAAAGGGUAUAAUCGUUUACAGUUUUUGUAUCGGACCCUCUUUGCCGAAAGCUAUUUGUUUUUACUUGCGCUUUUAUUUUCCCUUCAGUUUGAUUCAUCAUGGGCAGUAGCAGUCGUAGAAGAUCUUCUUCCUUGGUCACCAAGGUGCCCAAUCCCACCAUCGACGACCGUUUGGAUCAAGGAUCUGCCACAAAUUACAACUCCAAUUGGGUGAACUAUAAAGGUGCUUGGAUCAUACACAUUGUCCUUAUUGCAGCUCUCCGUCUUGUAUUCCAUGCGGUUCCAUCUGUCUCUCGCGAACUUGCCUGGACUCUCACGAACUUGACGUAUAUGGCCGGAUCAUUCAUUAUGUUUCACUGGGUAACUGGCACCCCUUUUGAAUUCAAUGGCGGUGCUUACGAUCGACUUACGAUGUGGGAACAACUCGAUGAAGGAAAUCAAUAUACUCCCGCACGUAAAUAUUUACUUGUGUUACCCAUCAUCUUGUUUCUUUUAAGUACUCAUUACACUCAUUAUAACGGAUGGAUGUUUUUGGUUAAUAUAUGGGCUCUGUUCAUGGUAUUAAUUCCAAAACUUCCUGCCGUUCAUAGAAAACGAAUCUUCGGUAUACAGAAAUUUGCUCUACAUGACGAUGAAAGCGAGACCGUCUCGCGUUAAAGUCGGAAGCCUACAUUCAUGUUAACUAUUUUUUUAUUCCCGCAUUCAUGCUUUUGCUGUAUUGAAAUAUUCACUGUUCGAUUUAUUGUUUUCUUUUUCUUUCUUCUCGGAUUUAUCAUGAGGGCCUCACCAAUACCUCUUAUGAAUCUGUUAAACAACUAAAAAUAGAUUUUCUUUGAUGACUCAUUGUUUGAUGUUGAUUGUUUACCUACAUAUUCUUUUCUAUCCCUGAUGUUUCUUUAUUUCAAUCUUGCUUUUUAGAGAAUUGCUUUUAUUAUUUACCGUGAGGUUAAAAGACCGUUUUUAAGCUCGCCACAAGCCGUUUUUCUUUGACUGUUUCUCAUUAUUCUCUUAAUUUUUUAUAGUUAAAAGUGUUUUUCAGGCGCUCUAAAAUUCAGGUUGAAGAAAUUUGAAGUUGAAAAACAAAAAAAUAUAUAUAUUUAAAAGGAAAAAAAGACUUUUGUUUUGGACUUGCAAAGCAUAACUUCUCUUCGUACUCAAUUAAGUGUAUAAUUUUCAUUGUCUGAUAGUGUUGGCAUUUUCGACCUCUCACGCAUUGUUGAGGCAACAGUAAUAAUAGUGUUUUUCCUGCAAUAACUUAAUUUAAUUUUUAUUUCUUUAAACUAUACCGUUUUGUAAUUUAC
Messenger RNA from Schizosaccharomyces octosporus yFS286, 1705 nucleotides. Its product is annotated as ORMDL family protein. The coding region runs from base 504 to 1061 and encodes 185 amino acids. The record is from RefSeq and is a predicted model, not a curated record. Gene Ontology annotation, biological process: ceramide metabolic process; negative regulation of ceramide biosynthetic process; intracellular sphingolipid homeostasis. NCBI's taxonomy places the organism in Eukaryota, Fungi, Ascomycota, Schizosaccharomycetes, Schizosaccharomycetales, Schizosaccharomycetaceae. Gene Ontology annotation, cellular component: endoplasmic reticulum membrane. The transcript is spliced from 2 exons.